Stylophora pistillata is the source of this 2088-nucleotide messenger RNA. RefSeq names its product putative GTP-binding protein 6. The record is from RefSeq and is a predicted model, not a curated record. Gene Ontology annotation, cellular component: cytoplasm. Gene Ontology annotation, molecular function: GTP binding; ribosome binding. NCBI's taxonomy places the organism in Eukaryota, Metazoa, Cnidaria, Anthozoa, Scleractinia, Pocilloporidae.
UCUAGUUAGAAAAAACGCCUUGCAAAAUCUUGUCCAAAUGAUGUGAACUUAAGGGUUGGGUUUAAUUCUUGCCUGUAGCUUUUACCUUUAGCCUAGAGAACGGCUCACUUUGCAAAAAUGCAUCGCAUUUUUUCAACUCAUGGUGUGCGAUUGCUGCGAUCAUUGUCCUUGGAAUUUCGCCUCCCACGGCCAUUAUCAAAUCGUGCGGUUUUCUUCCCUCGGCGUUCAAGGGGGAUCACCUCAUCAUUUCCUUAUGAGAGAAGGAACUUUUCUAAACACAGCGAUACUCCAGCUUCGUCAGAUGUAGACGAUGAGCACCCAGAGAGUGCAGAAAUACUACAGGAUCUACGAGCUCGUCACCAUUACCAUCACGACAUAGAUGCGGGGAAACUUCACGAGGUCUACGUUGUAGAACCCGAUUUUAAAUGGGGAAGAAAUCGCUUCCGAGCCGUCUCGAGCCAGCAUCGACUAGAUGAAGCAUGUGCACUGGUGGAUUCGAUCGAAAGCUGGAAGGUUGCUGGCAGAAGUAUAGAAUCUGUGAGAAGGGUGGACAGAAAAACAUUGUUUAGAAAAGGAAAGAUCGAGGAGCUCAAUGAAAGAUUUAGAGAACUGAAAAAUUCUUCUUCUCCCUUUGACAGUGUAUUAAUUGAUGUUGAUCGGCUCCAUAACUGGCAACAUACACAGUUAGAAAACAUUUGGGAUGUUAAGGUCUAUGACAGGUUUGGUGUGGUGUUGCAAAUUUUCAAGGAGAGAGCCAAAACUGCAGAGGCAAAGAUUCAGGUGGAAUUAGCAGAAUUACCUUACAUCAGGUCAAGAUUGGUACAUACAGGGGGUUUUGAUCAGCAGAGAGGUGGAACAUACACCAUAGGAGGAUCUGGAGAAACAAUCCUAGAAAAGCAGCGAAGGAUCUUAUUUGAACGUGAAAUAAGACUGAAAAAGAAGUUACACGCCAUCAGAAAGCAGCGUGAACAUGUUAGGCAUGAGCGACAAAAGAAACAUAUACCUACUGUUGCAGUGGUUGGUUACACCAAUGCAGGUAAAACCACUUUGAUUAAGUCAUUGACAGAUGAAGCUAAGAUGCAGCCUGAAGACAAGCUCUUUGCAACUCUUGACGUGACAGCACAUCCUGGGAAACUGCCGUCAGGCAUGACUGUUCUCUUUAUUGACACAGUUGGAUUUGUGUCUGACCUGCCACCAGAACUUGUGGAGUCUUUUUCUGCAACAUUAGAAGAUAUUUUAGAUUCUGAUUUAGUUGUACAUGUGCGUGAUGUUAGUCAUCCAGAAUGUGAGGCGCAACUCGAUGAUGUCAUGACAGUUCUUGAGAAACAACUUGUCAUUAAGGGACCUUUGAUAGAAACCAUGAUAGAGGCACAGAAUAAGAUUGAUCUUUGCGAUGACAAGGGAUUGCAAGUUAGAUCCGGCGUAUUUAGCGACAGACAGACCAAGAUAAGUGCGUUAAACAAAACAGGCUUGAGUGAGCUCCGUGCAAUGAUCGAGAAAGGGAUCAUAGCAUCAACAGGGAGACAGAUCAAGAAACUUGUAUUUCCUCCAGAUGGACCACAGCUUAGCUGGCUUUACCAUGAGACAACAGUUCAGGACACAUCAGCCGACGAGGAAGGAAAUAUUGUUGCUACAGUGGUCAUGGAUGAGGCAGCGAGAAAAAAAUACCAAGCAAAGUUUGGCAAGAUUGAUUAAAGGCCUGAAAAAUGCCCGCCAUCUUUGUUUUAAAUGGCAGCGGAAAUUUUGUACCAAGGGGAUGAGUGACGGUCAAAAAUGAGAAGAGGGGCUGGGGUGGGGAGUGAAUAUUACUUCUGGCCCUUCCCCUGCCCUUUACCUCCACCGUCCACUCUGACUCCAUUUUAAGACUUAAAUGACAAAAACCUCCAUACUUGACGUUGAUUAUGACAUUCACUCAGAUUGUCCAAUGAAUGGGCACUGUCGACAUCUUCAGCCCUCUAUUAAGAACAGCCCUCGAUUGGACGGUCAGACGUCGCAAACAACAGAGAAUAUUAAGUCAUCCAUUUUCUUUUUCAAUGUACGUUUUUAAUGUUUCUCCUUUUGAGGUAAAAAACGUGUAUUUAGUUAUUA